UACCUUGACUUGUCCUCAAACAAGCUGAGUAAGUCAAUUCCAAGAAAUUUUGGGGACUUUGUGAAAUUGAUCGUCUUGAAUUUAAGCCACAACAAUUUUAGCGAAGGGAUUCCAGCCCACCUCCUAACCUUAUCUCAUAUCUCCAAAUUAGAUAUAAGUUACAACUUUUUAAAUGGAGAGAUACCAAUGGAAAUUAAGAAAUUGGAGAGCAUAGUGAUCUUAAAUCUCUCCCACAAUUCUCUUUCUGGUUUGAUUCCGAAAGCAUUUGAACAAAUGCAUGGCUUGAUGUAUGUUGACAUAUCCUACAAUGAGUUGCAGGGUCCCAUUCCCAAUAGCAACGCAUUUCUAUAUGCUCCUGUAGAAGCAUUACAAGGGAACAAGGGAUUGUGCCGUAAUGUUACUGGACUACAACCUUGCAAUGCUUCCAUUAUAUACAGACAUAGCUCCAAAAGGGGACACAAAGUCGUGUUUCUUCUCGUUUUCUCACUUUUAGGAGCAAUUUUUGUACUACUUUCUUUCUUUGGGCUUAUUCUCUUUAUGCAAAGAAGAAAGACAGAUCUAAAAUCCAAACAAAGCAAGACCGAGGGCCAAGUAUCGUUUCUUUCAAUAUUACAUUUCAAUGGAAGAACAUUGUAUGAUGAAAUCAUAAAAGUGACCAAUGGUUUUGAUGCUCUAUAUUGCAUUGGGAACGGAGGACAUAGAACUGUCUAUAAAGCAGAGCUAGCUUUAGGUGACAUUGUAGCUGUGAAGAAAUUCAAUCAACCACUGCAUGAUGCUAGUGAGAGCAAAUUUCAAAAGGAGUUCUUGAAUGAGAUAAGGGCAUUGAUGGACAUACGACAUCGAAACAUUGUUAAAAUUUAUGGUUUUUGUUCCCAUGUGCAACAUUCCUUUUUGGUUUGUGAGUAUCUAGAGAGGGGUAGCUUGUCCCUAAUCUUGGGUAACGAAGAUGCUGCCAAAGUAUUGGGCUGGAGUAAGAGAUUGAAUAUUGUUAAAGGUGUGGCAUAUGCCUUGUCUUACAUGCACCAUGAUUGCUCCCCUCCGAUUAUUCAUCGUGACAUAUCAAGUAGCAACAUCUUGCUGGAUUUUCAAUUUGAGGCUCACGUUUCAGACUUUGGCACUGCUAAGCUUUUGGAGCUAGACAAAUCCAAUUGGACUUCCCUUGCAGGCACUUACGGAUAUAUUGCACCAGAGCUUGCUUACACAAUAAAGGUAACUGAAAAAUGUGAUGUGUAUAGCUUUGGGGUAUUGGCUAUUGAAGUCAUUAGAGGAAAGCAUCCAAGUGAUUUCAUCUCCACACUAUCAAUGCCGUUAGCUUUGGAGAACAUACAGUCGAAAGAUAUGUUGGAGCAACGGCUUCCAUUUCCAACAGCUCAAGUUGAAAAUGAACUUAAAAUAGUUAUACAACUUGCCAUGAAAUGCUUAAAUGUCUAUCCCCAAUCAAGGUCGACCAUGCACAUGAUUUCUCAAGUGUUAUUGAUUGAUAUUACAAAUUCCUAG
Messenger RNA from Carya illinoinensis, 1497 nucleotides. Its product is annotated as MDIS1-interacting receptor like kinase 2-like. Gene Ontology annotation, biological process: protein phosphorylation. The transcript has 2 exons. The record is from RefSeq and is a predicted model, not a curated record. NCBI's taxonomy places the organism in Eukaryota, Viridiplantae, Streptophyta, Magnoliopsida, Fagales, Juglandaceae. Gene Ontology annotation, molecular function: protein binding; protein kinase activity; ATP binding. The coding region runs from base 187 to 1497 and encodes 436 amino acids.